Temnothorax curvispinosus is the source of this 2250-nucleotide messenger RNA. RefSeq lists its product as uncharacterized. The transcript has 2 exons. Gene Ontology annotation, molecular function: catalytic activity. The coding region runs from base 814 to 1788 and encodes 324 amino acids. The record is from RefSeq and is a predicted model, not a curated record. NCBI's taxonomy places the organism in Eukaryota, Metazoa, Arthropoda, Insecta, Hymenoptera, Formicidae.
ACUCAGGUAACACCCCCAAAAUUAGCAAAAAAGAGUCGAACAAUCGCGCGCCGCAGGAAGGCGCACUCGCUCUAUUGCCCAGUGAGUCGACAUUUAAAUAUUCCCACACGGAUAAAUCGCCAUUUUCGGUAUUUGUCCAAUCCACCAAGAAGGAGGCGACCCCUCCCUACACUCCCUUAAUGUCAGCAGGCUAAUUGCACAAUUUGCGUACAAAGAUGUAAUCGAAGUCCGUAAAACCGGCCGACGUAGAGUCACGAUAGACUUUCGUUGUCGCGUAGCUGUAAAUAAUUUAGUUAAUAAUCCUAUACUAAAGGCACAUAACAUUAAAGCCUAUAUCCCGUCAUUUAAAGUACAAAGAAUAGGCAUAAUCAAAGACGUGCCCAAGGAAUUUGCAACGGAUUCGUUGGCAGAAUACAUUGAGUCACCCGUUAAGAUACAAAGCAUCGAUCGGUUAAAUCGUCGCGUCAAAGUAGGCGAAAAAUUUCAGUUUCUUCCAUCUCGCACGCUAAGAAUCAAGUUCGCGGGUCAAGCUCUCCCGAACUCGGUUAGCUUGUUUAAGGUUAAAUAUAAGGUAUAUCCAUUUAUACCUAAAACACGUAUAUGUUACUCAUGCUUUAGAGCUGGUCACAUCGGUAGCCAAUGCAAAUGAAGUCCCCGAUGCUUAUUCUAUGGCAAAGAUAAGCAUGACAAGGAUGAAGAGUGCCCCCACAAGGACAACCCACCCAAACUGUGGCGGCAAUCACCGAGCCACAUCGGUGGACUGCCCAAUAAUUCUACAACAUAAGCAAAUCAACGCUUUGGCCGCUACGAAAAAUGUAUCAUAUAUUGAGGCUAGAAGAAAGGUUAAAGGCAAUAAACUGUCCGAUGAUCCAAGCCUUCAAGAACCUGUCAAUCAACAAUCGACUCAGCAUACCACUCCUAAUCUUAGCGGUGACAUCUGUCACGUUCCCGUCGCAAGGGCAUAACUCCUCACUGGUAAAAAUCAAAAUCCUGCAAUGGAAUUUUAGAGGAAUACAAAGUAAACUGCCAGACCUGCAACUAUUGGCAGAAAAAUAUAAUAUCUUCUGUAUACAAGAAACUCUCCUUUCGGAGGUGAGUAGAAUAAGCGUUAGAGGCUUCUAUGCUCUAAGGUAUGAUAUUGUGAACCCGGGACUAUGCGGCAUUUGCUUCCUUCUAAGAUCAAAUAUCAAAGCAACCUCUGUACAGCUACCCUUUAUACUACAUCAUUCUAUUAAGGCGGCUGCCAUUACUCUAUUGUUCCAAGACAGCGAGUUACUCGUGCUCAAUGUUUACAGACACUCCAACAACGACACCCCAGCACACGCACUUAAUGAUAUAUUUAACUUUGCAUCCGGUUACAAAUAUGCACUCAUAGUGGGAGAUCUAAAUGCGCAUCACCGCCUUUGUGGCUGUGCACGCAAUGACAACAUUGGCAACCGACUGGCAUCUCGCAUCGAGUCGCACAACUAUCUCAUACUCAACGACUUUACAAGUACGCGCUUUAAUCCAAAUACCAACAGCGGCUCCAUCAUCGACCUCGCCCUCGCGUCUUUGGACCUUGCUGGCGUCUGCUGUUUGCGCACUCUGGACGAUCCCAUGGCCAACGAUCAUUAUCCAAUCGAAACUAUUAUCAACGGAACAGCGGCCAAAGUCAAGCGUUUUGCAUAUAAACUAAAACUAAGCGACAUUCAACUCUGCGAACUCAGCAUCAAAUUGGAGAAAAGUCAGGAAUCUUCCAUCAUAAGGAAUCUUCCGAUAACGAACUGGAGGACUAUGAGAACGUGGUAGACUACAUAAAAAAAACGGCUACAGAAAUACUUCGUGAGCAAGGUAAAGACGGCAAAGUUGGUUCCAGAAACGUCGCUUAUAAGGGUACUUCUGCCCCAUGGUGGAACACGAAGUGCACUGAGACAGUUAAAGAACGCAAAACGGCUUUGGAGGUUUUUAAGCGGGAUCCUUCCAGAGAUACCUAUCUAGCGCUUAAACGUCAAAAUAGAGAAUGCAGGCGUAUCCUUUCCAAGCAGAAAAGGAAUGGAUGGCGCUUCUUCUGCACGAACUUUAGCUCUAAAACUGCUACCUCAGAAAUAUGGCAACUGGUUAGAGCCUUCAAAAACAAAGACAAAUGCGCCUUUACGGACCACAAAAUCCUCGAGUCCUCGCAACAGGCAGCGGUCAACAAAUUAUGCCCACCUUCCUGCUCUCCACCACUAGCUCCUUCACUGCGUGACAUGCAAAGGGAAGAUGAAACUU